This is a messenger RNA of Daucus carota subsp. sativus, 339 nucleotides long. Its product is annotated as auxin-responsive protein SAUR71. Gene Ontology annotation, biological process: response to auxin. The coding region runs from base 1 to 339 and encodes 112 amino acids. The record is from RefSeq and is a predicted model, not a curated record. The transcript has a single exon. Lineage: Eukaryota; Viridiplantae; Streptophyta; Magnoliopsida; Apiales; Apiaceae.
AUGUCUAAAUAUAAGAAUAGUCAGUUGGCAGUGGCUAGGCUUUUCAUCAAAUUGCUGCAAAGGAGUCUAAACCUACAUAAUAUCGCCAUUGACGAAGAACUUAACAAAAAAGAGAAGUUGCCUCAGGAUGUAAAGGAAGGUCAUUUUGCUGUUUUCGCAGCAAAUGGUGAGGUGCCAAAGAGGUUUGUCGUUGAUCUGUGCUACCUAACCAAUGCUGCAUUUUUGAGGCUAUUGGAACAAGCCGGAGAGGAAUAUGGAUUUCACCAGAAAGGUGUUCUCAAAAUCCCCUGUCAAGCUGAGGAACUAGAGAAGAUCCUACAAGACAGUAAGGAGAGCUAG